UCAUUUCUGUCUGUCAGAAAUCAUGUCUGUACUGUUAUUUAAGGUUAUUUAAACUGUUUUGAUUCCCAUUUUAGUGGAAUGGUUGAAAUAAGGCAAUUUAUUUGAAAAGUUGUUACAAUCACAGAAACCAAAAUGUCUCAAGAAACCAGAACCGUAGAACACACCAUUCCCUUUGAUAUUCUCAACGAUGUGUUAACGAGGUUUAUUAUACUGGUUCCUGAGGCAGCCAAAGAAAAUUUGAUACGUAUUUGCUUCCAAAUCGAACUGGCUCAUUGGUUUUAUUUAGACUUUUACGUAGGCACUGAUGAACGAUGUAAAAGCUGCAGCAUGUAUGAAUUUGCUGCACAUGCUUUUCAGCACAUUCCAUCUCUGAAGUCUGAAAUACCCAGGCUCAGUGAAAUUUUAGAGGAAUGGAAAGAGUAUAAAAUGAGUGUUCCCACAUAUGGGGCAAUUAUUCUCUCUGAAGGCUUAAGCCAUGUCUUACUCGUUCAAAGUUACUGGGCGAAGACAUCCUGGAGUUUUCCAAAAGGAAAGGUAAAUGAAGCUGAAGACCCAGCACAUUGCGCUAUUCGAGAAGUCCUAGAAGAAACCGGAUUCGAUAUAAGCCCUCACAUAAACCCAAAUGACUAUCUCGAAUCAGUUGUAAACGACCAGUUGGCUCGAUUAUAUGUGAUAAAAAAUAUACCCCGUUCAACAGAAUUCAAGCCGCGAACGCGUUGCGAGAUUAAAGCUUGUAACUGGUUUGCAGUGGCGGAUUUGCCAAAUAACAAGAAAGACUUCACACCGAAAGUGAAAAUCGGUGUUGGUCCAAACGCUUUUUUCAUGGUACUGCCGUUUGUCAAGCGGCUGAAAAUGAUCUGCAAUAAUCAAGGAUCGUCAAAAAAAUAUCGACAGAAAUCUGAAAUCGAAUCUGCAGGCAGCAAGAGCAAAGCUAAGAGCAGCACAAAGGCUGAGGAAGUUAAGAAACGUGAUAAAAAGCAUAGCAAAAGGCAGCUAUUUGCAGAAUCUGCUAAAUCGGCAACUAGAGAAUUUUCGGCUCCUUCGUGGGAUAAUUUUAAAUUUGACAUGAAGGCUAUUAUGGAUUGUCUCCAAUAAGAGUGAAACUACGUACAUCUGUUGAAACACUCGAAACUCGAUUUGUAAAAUUUUUAUAGUUGAUAGGAAACUGACUGUUUUUAGUUUGACGAGGAUUGCGAUAAAAUUUUGUUAUUAAUUGCUUUUAUCUUUGUUUGAUAUCAUAGUAAAAGAUACUGCCCGAUUGUAAAGUUAACAUUAACAUGGACGAUUAAAUUAUUUAGUAGA
Dendroctonus ponderosae (mountain pine beetle) is the source of this 1302-nucleotide messenger RNA. It is a transcript of the gene DCP2, whose product is annotated as m7GpppN-mRNA hydrolase. Lineage: Eukaryota; Metazoa; Arthropoda; Insecta; Coleoptera; Curculionidae. Gene Ontology annotation, biological process: nuclear-transcribed mRNA catabolic process, nonsense-mediated decay; deadenylation-dependent decapping of nuclear-transcribed mRNA. Gene Ontology annotation, molecular function: manganese ion binding; 5'-(N(7)-methylguanosine 5'-triphospho)-[mRNA] hydrolase activity; RNA binding. The transcript is spliced from 4 exons. The record is from RefSeq and is a predicted model, not a curated record. The coding region runs from base 133 to 1095 and encodes 320 amino acids. Gene Ontology annotation, cellular component: cytoplasm; P-body.